UUCAUCCGAGCCUAUAAAAACACCGAAUCAAUUCAAACCGGCGUCAUCUCGAGGUCAACAGUCCAACCUAUUGGUCUCUUGGUUCCAUCAAAUUCAUUCAAUUCAAGGAUAUGCAAUCACAGUAGACGUCGAUGAUUUAGACCCUGUGAGUUUCCUAAAUCUCUCCCUCGUUCUUUAGUCAUUGUUAAUUCUACUAAGCAGAGGAGUUUUGGCUCACGUUGCCACGAGUUUGCCUUUGAAGCCUGUUCGUAUCGUGUAAAGAUUGGCUUAAGCACCACCAAGCUAUUCUAGUUUCUACCACCAAGAGACAGAGAUGUUCCUAUUCAACUUGUCUUCCUUAGAGAUUGGUUUGUUGGCAGGUGGGGGAGCUGUGCUUUUAGCGGUCAUCGUGGUACUGAUAGUUGUACUUUGCAGGCAAUGUGGAAAUAAAGGCAAGAGCAUUUCAAAGAGCCCACGUAAUAAACGACGUCUGUGCAAAUCAGGCCAUCAUCACCACUCAACCAUUGACCUCCCACCACUAGUCUGUAUGGAGGGUACUGGAUGCAGCAGGUCUAAUCUCAUGGGAAUGAUUGAAAACCCCUUGAAAUCCCUUAAUACUGACAAAGAGAGUCUAGCAGAAGGUUAUGCCGUCAGCACUCUUAAUGGACCUGAAUGGAAGACCUUUGAUACUCUGGGCGUUCCCAGAAGCCCUCGAGAGUUUAUGUACUAUAUGCGCACCUUGGAGCGUUCGCGUGCUAAUAGCACCCCUGCUGCGACGAAAAAAGAGAAUACCGCCGAGAAAGAUGCCGGUGUUUAUGAUGUUAAGAUCUUUUCAUCGAGUUACAGAGAAUCAAGCUCGCGGAAUGGAAAAGAUCAAGUGAAGUCUUCCGAGACCUCCCAGCAGGGAAGGAAUACUUCCGGUGCAUUACGUCAUCCAGCGUACCGGGAAUUAAUGCAGGGGAAUACAUUCCACGUGGUAUGCACCACGCCCUGUACUGACAUGUCGGAUAGUGAUUCAGAACCGGAGUUCAGCAGUCCAAAGGCUCGUUUAAAGUUUACUACGAUACUCGAGCAGCAGCCUGGAAGCACUGCGAGUGCACUGAACGUUAUUAGUAGAACUGAACUGCAUCCGACUUACCACGAGAGUAAACAUGCUAUAGCAAACCUUGAACUAGUGUAGCUUUGUAAUGAUUUCUUCAGUAACUACACGACGCGACAUGGUGGUCACCCUGUGGUGGCGGCGACACUACUUCGACCAUGAUAUAAACAUGCUGAAUGAAACUCUAUCAUGUCAUUUUAUAUUCAUUAUUUCUGAGGAACGUUUUAAGAAAUGUAUAUUAUAUCGAGCAGAGACUAGAACAAUGAUUAUGAUAGUUUCUAUUUUGUCAGUUUAAACUUGUUUUAAAGUUUUACAACGAAAAAGUCGGCUCUUUUGGAGUCCGAGAAAGAUGAACAAAAAGCAUGAAAUCUGACAGCAGUGCGAAUUCGGGCAUACGUUUUCAUGGCAGUAUUGAGUGAAGACUUUCUCGUCAUAUGAAGAUAUAUGGUAGUAAGCAUUAUGGUUUAUAGGUAAAGCUAUACAUGAUGGUAAAUGCGCGCACACGUUGUCAUAGCAGUAUCGAGUAAAGACUAUCGGUAUAUGAAGAUAUAUGGUAGUAAGCAUUAUGGUUUAUAGGUAAAGCUAUACAUGAUGGUAAAUGCGCGCACACGUUGUUAUAGCAGUAUUGAGUGAAGACUUUCUCGGUAUAUGAAGAUAUAUGGUAGUAAGCAUUAUUGAGUAAAGACUGUCGGUAUAUGAAGAUAUAUGGUAGUAGGCAUUAUGGUUUAUAGGUAAAGUUAUACACGAUGGUGAUUGCGCGCACACGUUAUCAUAAUGACUGACACCAGUAGCAAUAUAGAGAUUACAAAUAAAGUUAUACACGAUAGUAAAUACGCAUUAACGUUGUUACAGUACUGUAGAGCAAAAAUGUGCUUUUGUUACAGUAUGACAUACACAAGUAAGCACUACUCUUAGUAGGUAAAAAUAAAUGUACAUCACCAUCUUUACAGCACUAUGGAGAAAACGAUGGAAGUCUUUUCAUUGAUGGUUUUCACCUUGGCCAUGUUUGAGGAGUGUAACAAAAGAAUUGUCAACAAUGAAUUCUUUUAUAUCUUCCAUCAUGGCCGCCGUGUCGUUUGUUAUUCAAUUCUCUUGGGAAUGGUUGGAAACCAUCGAUACGGUAACAUCGAGCUAGAUGCGAUGUUACGCAUAAAUAAAGGACAGUUUUUUCUAGGUUAAAGUUUUUUAGUUAACUAGUUUCAUAUUCAAACGAAAUCAGGCUGCCAUGACAACGUCAGAUCACGUGAUGGACAAUAAAUUAUACAAGGAUGGAUGGAUUUAUUCGCAAUAGACAAAUUAUGUUUAUUAAAAUGUUUACGUUUUGUGA
Molecule: messenger RNA, 2405 nt
Organism: Actinia tenebrosa (Australian red waratah sea anemone)
Lineage: Eukaryota; Metazoa; Cnidaria; Anthozoa; Actiniaria; Actiniidae
Source: RefSeq, a predicted model, not a curated record